Messenger RNA from Uloborus diversus, 4057 nucleotides. Its product is annotated as pentatricopeptide repeat-containing protein 1, mitochondrial-like. The transcript is spliced from 9 exons. The coding region runs from base 58 to 2154 and encodes 698 amino acids. The record is from RefSeq and is a predicted model, not a curated record. Gene Ontology annotation, molecular function: tRNA binding; protein binding. Lineage: Eukaryota; Metazoa; Arthropoda; Arachnida; Araneae; Uloboridae. Gene Ontology annotation, biological process: tRNA 3'-end processing. Gene Ontology annotation, cellular component: mitochondrial matrix.
CUUUCUUCCAAACAAGUUCGUUCAAAUCAAGUUUUUUUUUUUUUUUUUUAAGUCAUCAUGCUUUUCAUUUCACGAAUACAAAAUCGUAUGCCUUUGAUUAGCAGUUUUAUAAAUCUUCCUUGCCAAAAGUUAAUAGCUAAAAGACUUUGCAUUCCUAUUGUUACUCAAUCAAAUGAGAUGUCUUCCAAUUUCUCUAAUAAGUUAAAUGACUCAACUCCAUCUAAAUCUUCUGAAAAAUUUGGUACGUUGAAAAAGUCUUUGGAGCCAUCAGUGAGAAAUACAAAAGUUAGUCCAAGAGUUAUAAAAAUUAACAAAAAGACACUUGAAAAACAUCGAUCUGACGCAGGUGAUGAAUUUGGAAACUUGUCGGACACAAAACCUGUUUACUAUCCAGAUGUACAUGAAGAUCCUAAAGAAGAUAAUGAACAAGACGACGAUAGUGUAAUAGUGAAAAAUUUAAGCAAGAAAUUGCGUUGUCCAAGAGCUAUAUUAUCCGAAAUGAAAAAAUUAGUAAAGGAAAAAAAGAUCAAAGAAGCUCUUGGGUUCUUUGUCACCAUGAAAAGAAAUCAGGUAGCUCCAAUUCAUCCUCAUUACACAUAUAUGAUUGGUGUUUGUGGACGUAUAGGAUAUACAGAAAUGGCAUUUAAGCUCUUAAGACAGAUGACAGACAGAAAAAUGCAGCCUACUCCAGCAACUUUAACUGGACUGUUCAAUUCCUGUGCUGAAUGUCCUUUUCCAGAAUAUGGAUUAGAGAAAGCAAAACUGCUGAAGGAAAAAAUUGAAGCAAAAAAUUGGCAUUUAACUCAAAUUACAUACCAUUCUAUGAUAAAAGCGUUUGGAAAGUGUGGAGAUAUUCAAACGGCAUUUCAGAUUGUUGAUGAAAUGACAAAAGCUGAUAUCAAGAUAGAUGCAGUCACCUACAGUUUUCUACUUAUGAGUUGCAUUGCAAAUAAGGAAGCAGGUUUUACGCAUGCUGUAGAGGUGUGGAGACAGAUGAGGAAAAGAAAAAUAGUUCCUAAUCUUUUCACAUGCAAUUUGCUUCUGCGUGCCACCAGAGAUUGCAGUAUUGGACCUGAGGAAAUAUCUUCUCUGCUGCUUCAGCAUUGGAGCAGUUUUUCCAGAAGGCCUUAUGGGUUCGAGGCGAAGAAAGAUUCAUCUCAGGAAGAUAUUUUAAGUUUACCUUUUGUUGAAACAAAUCAAAACACAUUCAUAGAUUCAAAUGUCUCUGAUGCUGAAUCUGAAGCAAAACCAUCUCCGAGGAAAGAAUGUGAGAAAAUUUUUCAGGAAAAUGAUGAAAAAAUCAAUGAUUUGGUGCAGUAUGAUCUAAAAAAUGCUGUUGGGAAAGUAUCUAAACAAGAAACAAGUGUACUUCUUGCCAGGCCAAAAGAUGGACCAGAAAUACUAGAACUUCUAAAUAUUAAUAAGCCCAGUGAUAGGUUGCUACUAGUUGGUGGUAUGGAAGGUUUCUUGAAAUACUUGAAAGAAAUCAAAGUAAAACCAGAUAUCAAAACUUUUAUGCUGCUUCUUGAAUGCCUACCAGCUGAUACUGAACAAGAAGAAAAAUUAUUGAAUCUAUUAGAUUUUCACAAAGUAAAACCUGACAUUGAUUUUUUCAACAUUUUGAUCAAAAGGCGGAACUUCCGAAGAGAGAAUGAAAAUGCUCGAAAAGUGCUACUUUUGGUGAACAAAUAUGGGCUAGAAGUUGACAUAGCUACAUUUGGUGUACUUGCAACAGGGUGUAGAACUCAUUAUCAAGCAGUUAAUUUUCUAAAUGAGAUGGAAAAAUUAGAGUUAUGUCCCAACAAUGAAAUUAUUGGUGCCUUAAUUGGAAAUGCUUGUUACUCUGUGAACUUUAAUUAUCUGAAGCUCGUUUUAAAAUUUAUUGAAGAAAAAGAAAUCAAACCAAAUGAUCGUAUCAUAUCAAAAAUAGAAGGAGUUUUAAACACAGCAAGAAACAACAUAAUAAAAUAUGAACGUGGUGAAGAGACUUUGCCUGUGUAUCAAAACAAAGAAUUUGCCAAAAAUUAUAAGGCUUUUUGCAUUUUUUAUGAAGAAUGGCUCAAAAAUAUGGAUUUUGAAAUUCCACAACAUCCUUGGUCGCAGUACAGUACUGAAAUAAUUGAUAAAGCUAAGAAGGAAGAAUUGUGUAAUUGAAGUUUGAUAAUUGAUUUGGAAAUUAAGAAAAGAUGAAUAGUAUUUUUCAGUUUUUGUUGCAGUCAGUGUUGGAUCGGUUUUUCCAACCCAAGGUGAAAACUGUCACCUUCACCAAUCCUCUUUAUAGUUUUAUAUAUAGAGUUUCAACAGAAAACCCCACAGAAAUAAGGUGAAUUUGCUGCUUCUCAGCAGUUUCUGUCUGGUACAAGGGCCCGGCCACUUUUCCACUAGAUCCGGCACUGGUAGCAUAAAAUCUGUCCACAUAAGAACUAAAGGUUACUACAGAACAUACUCGGGAUGAACCAAAAAUUAGUUCCAAGUUGAGUUCGGAUGUACGAAAGUGGUUUUGUACGUCUUUUGCGGUUACAAAAAGUGGUUUUUCAUCCAAAAGCGUCUUGAACUGUCCAAAAGUAAGCUCAAGCGUCUAAUCUCACCGAUUUGAAUCCACUGCAAUAUAAGUGAUGCAUAAAUAUAAAUCAGUUGUAAUUUAUGAAUAUUCAAUAAUAUUUUUUCCUCGGAAAAGUUUAUAACCAAAAAAAACUUUUACAUAAAGAAAAAAAUGGUUAAUAGCCCUAUUACACAUAAACUUCCUUAUGUUACAAUUAGUAGUGUUACAAAGAGAAACUCACAUUUCCAUCAAGUAACUAAUUUUAGUUCCAUUUAUCACUGAGAAGAAUGCUAUAAAUGUGUAAUUAUUUGAACGGAAAAAUAGCUUUUUUUUAAAAAGUGGUUUAUGAUAAUGUUUUACAUACUGUAACAAAAAAUAAUAUAUACAGUCUGCUCUUGAUAUCAAGGGAUCAACUAAACCCUUCAAGUUAUUAGUAGUUUGAGUUAUGAGAAGUUUCUCACAGUCUUACCAAGAGUUUGGGACCCAAUGAAAAACUUGUUAUAAGGAGUCAACUGUAUAUAAACAGAUCAACUUUAGUUUGAAUUAAAUCUGAUAAAAAUGUAGGCACUAAAUUUCAAAACUAGCAAAAUGUUUAUUUUUUUAAUAAUAUUUUAAAUAUAAUAUAUUCUGUAACCACUAUUAAAAAAAAUCUAGUAACUUUAUAAAAGAUAGUCAGCAUCUUGAGCAUUUCGUGGAAAUUUAGUGUCAGAGCAUGAAAUGGUACUCUUGUCAUUUCAUUGCAACAGUCCAAAGAACAAAGCUGCACCUAAGCUAAAAAAAAAAAGGAGUCUCAAAUACAGUGUGUCCAUAAAAUCACAGUGCACGUUUGACCGGUCACAGGAAAAAAACAAAAUAAACUUGAAAUCUUCAAUAAAUAAAAGGAAAACUAUUCAAGUUACCGUUGUAUGAUGUGUAAAGUUGUACAUGCACAGGUGAUGCUUUUUCCAUUUUCUUUAUGGAGCAGAUUGUAAAGGCAAACAACCAACUGCACAUGUUAGAGUAGUGCAGUGCCAAACACAGCAGGUGUCAUCUUUCAACCUGAUGUUGCUCCUCCACACAAGAGUUUCUGGAUACAACAAUCCCCCCAGCAGUGACUUCUGAUGUAUGGCAAAGGUUCCGUAAACUAUGGCCACCCCAAUCUCGGAUCUGACGCCUUUAGAUUUUUACUUGUCGGGGUUAUGUGAAACAACAUCUGUACAGUGAACAUAUCGACUACACUAACCAUUUAAAACACAGAAUCAUAGAUGUUAUUCAUUCUGUUACACCUGACGUCCUUAACUGUGUGUGGAACAUUGCAAGCAGUUUUAAGCUAUUAUCUUUUUUACAAGUUGCAAUAUUUUUUUCUUCAGCCAGUGUUCAACAUUUUUUACUCUUAAAUGUCAACUUUUAUUUCAAGUAUACAAGCACUAACAUCUUUUCAAUAUGAUUUAAGCAAGUUGAUUGCUGUAAUGAGUUGUCAGUCAAAAGCAAAAAUAUUUUGUAUAAAAUAAUCUCAUUGUUUAAAUUAUAUAAAAG